AUGGCCGAAGACCAGAAGACAUAUCGCGGUGCUAAUCAUCUCAAAUCUCCCGGCUUGCCGAAUGCUUCUCCUCUCCGUAAUCAAGUUUCCUUCGAAGAGAACAACAACUCAUAUGCAAGCAACAACAGACCUUCCCCGAUCCGCUCCUACCGCCGCCCGAUCUCGUCGCUCAGCCAUUCGCGCUCCGGAUCCGUCCUCGACCACGCCCCCGAUAUCCCCCCGCCACAGACGGAUGCACCGCCGUACAUGCAUUCGCGGUCGCCGUCAUCUCUAUCGCGCCAUUCGCCCACUCGCUCAUGGACGCCGUCCCGUGCUUCGACCGGAGAUUGGACCCGUCCGCCCGCAUCGAACGUGCCAUAUGAACCGGUCGACAUCAACGGCAGCCCCAGGCCCGGCACGCCAUCUUCGCACUAUGGCGGCAGCCCGAAACGGCCGUUGCCGCCCGCGCCAUUGUUUGCGGGAGGUAGGCCGAUCUCAAGAGAUUCUGCGAGUGGUGUCGACAUGACCACGAUCCCGAUCAACGACGGUGACGACCCGUUCGGUUCGUCGAUCGGCGGGACUAGAACUCGUCCGGAUCUCACCAACAGAGAAUCUUUCAUGUCAGAAGACACAUUCACAUCGGACAGCUACCCGGAGAAGGAGUUCGCUGAGAACUAUGGACCGGCGCCUGACGGAGCUCAAACUCGGCGCGGCGCGAGAGAGGCUCUGAUGACCAAGAAAGAAGUACGCCUUGUCAACGGUGAACUGAUUCUUGAGUGCAAGAUCCCAACCAUCCUAUACAGCUUCCUUCCCCAGCGCAGCGAGGUUGAGUUUACUCACAUGCGCUACACCGCCGUGACCUGCGAUCCGGAUGAUUUCGUCGACAAAGGUUAUAAGCUGCGACAGAACUUCGGAACGACACUACGAGAAACAGAGCUGUUCAUCUGCGUGACCAUGUACAACGAAGACGAGAUCGGCUUCACGCGCACGAUGCACGGGAUUAUGCGCAACAUUAGCCACUUCUGCUCGAGACAGAAGAGUCGAACGUGGGGUAAAGACGGGUGGCAGAAGAUCGUCGUCUGCGUCGUUGCGGAUGGCCGUGCGAAUGUCCAUCCGAGGACACUCGACGCACUGGCUGCGAUGGGAGUCUACCAGAACGGAAUUGCGAAAAACACCGUUAAUGAUAAGGAAGUUACUGCGCAUGUAUACGAAUACACGACGCAAGUCUCCUUGGACGGCGACCUGAAGUUCAAAGGUGCCGAAAAGGGCAUCGUUCCAUGCCAGAUGAUCUUCUGCCUCAAAGAACGCAACGAGAAGAAACUCAAUUCCCAUCGCUGGUUCUUCAACGCUUUCGGCCGCUCCCUGAACCCCAACGUCUGCAUUCUCCUCGACGUCGGCACCAAGCCGGCUAACACCGCGCUCUACCAUCUGUGGAAGGCCUUCGACACCGACUCGAACGUCGCCGGUGCCGCAGGGGAGAUCGUAGCCGGGAAAGGCAAAGGAUGGCUCGGUCUUUUGAAUCCUCUGGUCGCGUCGCAGAACUUCGAGUACAAGAUGUCAAAUAUCCUCGACAAGCCGCUCGAGUCGGUGUUCGGGUACAUCACGGUCCUUCCGGGUGCGCUGAGUGCAUAUCGAUACCACGCCUUGCAGAACGACGAGACGGGGCAUGGGCCGCUCAGUCAGUACUUCAAGGGCGAGACCCUGCAUGGACAGGAUGCGGAUGUCUUCACCGCCAACAUGUAUCUUGCGGAAGAUCGUAUUCUCUGUUGGGAGCUGGUCGCGAAGCGGAAUGAGAGAUGGGUGUUGAAGUAUGUUCGGAGUGCGAAAGGCGAGACGGACGUGCCAGAUGCCGUUCCUGAAUUUAUUUCUCAGAGAAGACGCUGGUUGAAUGGCGCGUUCUUCGCCGCGGUGUACUCCCUCCUCCAUUUCAAGCAGAUCUGGAGGACGGAUCAUUCGGUCUGGCGCAAAAUCCUUUUGCAUAUCGAAUUCGUCUACCAGGCAAUUCAACUCGUCUUCACAUACCUAUCACUAGCAAACUUCUACCUCACCUUCUACUUCAUUGCUGGAUCCCUCGGAGAUCCAGAGAUGGACCCGUUUGGUCAUGGGAUUGGAAAAAUCAUCUUUUUCAUCCUCCGCUACACGACCAUCCUCCUAAUCUGCACGCAGUUCAUCUUGUCGAUGGGAAAUCGACCGCAAGGAGCCAAGCGCAUGUUCCUCGCGUCGAUGGUCAUCUACUCCAUCGUCAUGGCAUACACGACGUUCGCCAGUCUCUACAUCGUCAUCAAGCAGCUAAAAAACGCUGAUUCAACCUUGGGAAUAGGCAACAACCUCUUCACCAACCUCGUCGUCUCCACCCUCUCCACCAUCGGCCUCUACUUCAUCAUGUCCUUCCUCUACCUCGACCCCUGGCAUAUGUUCACCUCCUCCGCGCAGUACUUCGCUCUCCUCCCCAGCUACCUCUGCACCCUGCAAGUUUACGCCUUCUGCAACGCCCACGACGUCACCUGGGGCACCAAAGGCGACAACAUCAGCCGCACAAAUCUCGGCUCCGCGCGCGGCACCGGAAAAAACAACGUCGUCGAGGUCGAGAUGCCCUCGGAGCAACUCGACAUCGACUCCUGCUACGACGAAGCGCUCCGCAACCUCCGCGACCGCCUCGAGGUCGCCAAGCCCGGCAUCAGCGACGUCCAGGCUCAGGAGGACUACUACCGUGCAGUGCGCACCUACAUGGUGCUCGUGUGGUUGUGCGCCAACGCCAUCCUCGCCAUGGCCGUCAGCGAGGCGUACAGCAGCACACACGUCGCGAACAACUACUACCUCACCGCCAUCCUGUGGGCGGUGGCGGCACUAGCGCUAUUCCGCGCGGUCGGCAGCUCGGCGUUCGGGGUCAUCAAUGUUAUUCAUUCCAUCGCGGAGGGGAAGAUGAAGUGGUCAAGUCAGUGGGAGGAGUCGUCGAGGGGUUAUGGGCGGUCGUCGACGACGGGGAGUGGGGUCAGUGGGGGGGCGGCGUGGUUGAGAGGGAGGGGGUGGGGGAUCGGGGGGAAGCUGAGCUUUUUGAAUCCGAGGACGUGGGGGGGUGCGGUGGGAAAGGCGUGA
Messenger RNA from Eremomyces bilateralis CBS 781.70, 3075 nucleotides. Its product is annotated as putative chitin synthase. Gene Ontology annotation, molecular function: chitin synthase activity. Gene Ontology annotation, cellular component: cell periphery; cell septum. NCBI's taxonomy places the organism in Eukaryota, Fungi, Ascomycota, Dothideomycetes, Eremomycetales, Eremomycetaceae. Bases 1 to 3075 code for a protein of 1024 amino acids. The transcript is spliced from 3 exons. The record is from RefSeq and is a predicted model, not a curated record.